Messenger RNA from Trichoderma aggressivum f. europaeum, 339 nucleotides. RefSeq lists its product as uncharacterized. The transcript has a single exon. The record is from RefSeq and is a predicted model, not a curated record. The coding region runs from base 1 to 339 and encodes 112 amino acids. NCBI's taxonomy places the organism in Eukaryota, Fungi, Ascomycota, Sordariomycetes, Hypocreales, Hypocreaceae.
AUGCAAACUCUCUCAGCUCGUGCCGAAUUCGAGAAGCCCUGCAUCAGAGUCCCACAGAAAGCCGCCUAUCCGGAGUCUAGCGACAGAGGCGCAGGACGUGGUCGAACAGAGUUGGUAACGCGCCGCAGCCACACCGAUCCGAAGAGCUGCUCGUUUUCCGGAGAUGGACAUGUCCGGGCAACAGAACACGGAGAGUCGGCGCCAACAACGGAAUGGGCUUUGGCUAGCCUUGACAAGAAGGAAACUAUUGAUGCACCGCUGGGAUUGGGAUUGGGCAUGUGGAGGCGAAACCCCCAGACGCGGAUCCCGUCCUCAGCCUCCCUUCCGCCACGGCUGUGA